GAUCUUGAGCGCGAGGCCGAGGCCUGGCAAGUGGCAGGUGCUUGCAAGGAAAGUUUGCGAAGACGGCAGUUACUCUCGCUGUUUGUUCGGCGUAACUCCUACUCUGUGUCUUGUCAGGCGGAUUUCCCUUUGUUCUCCCCUGAACGUGCACGCUUGUCUGGCUUUUGCUCGCUUUUGCUGUGUCACAGCAAGUGUUGAGAGAUAAGCCAACAGCUGCCGGGACCCCUGUCUGUACAGAAAAUAAUAGUUGGCGGUUCGGUUCAGAUAACCCGCGCCAAACCCCUUUCCCUCUGUCUCAUUUUAGAAUCAUUUUCCAAAUUCAGUAUGGCUGAAAACCGUGAAUGCGUUGGCAGUGUACCGCACCAGAACUAUUCUCCUGUCCUUAGUGCUAUGGAUGUUCGCUCCGUGAAAAGACGGCCCACAACCAUGGCAAUGAGUCAUGAGGAUUCCGGUAUUGGACUGGUGGAUCGUAUGCAGCCGCAAGCGAAGCAGCCACGUCAAAGCAUCGGCAGUUGUAACAGCACGCACUGCCACUGCACAAACCACAGCGAUAGUGGUUUCGCCGAUUACAGUUUGACCGACUCUUGCCCCUGCUCGCAAGAACACUCGCGCAUCAACACUCCGAAAUCUUCUCUUCUAGAUGCAUUCUCCCCCCUGUCCGCCGAGAACAGAAGUCCUACACACCUCAGCUUCCAGAGUCUGGGUUUGAAGGAGUACAGUGAUGACAUCCUGACAGUGCUCCGACGACGCGAGGUGCGGUUGCGCCCCUGGCCAGGAUACAUGGCAAAACAGUCCGAUAUCGAGCCAUGGAUGAGAACUAUUCUCAUUGACUGGAUGGUGUCGGUUGCAGAAGAGUACAAGCUUCACUCGCAGACCCUUCAUUUGGCUGUUGGGUAUGUAGAUCGAUUCUUGUCCGUUAUGCAUGUGCACCGUGGUAAGCUACAGUUGGUUGGUGCAACUGCUGUCCUUGUCGCAAGCAAGCUGGAGGAGAUCACUGUGCCGGAGAUCUCUCAGUUUGUUUACAUCACUGACAACACGUACAGCCUUGAACAGAUCCAGCGCAUGGAGAUGCUUUUGCUCCUCCACUUGCAGCAUGAAAUGGCUAUGCCGACUUCCCUGUGCUUCCUGGAACACUUUGCCAGUGUCUCCAAUUGCAGCCAGCGUGUCAUGUGGCUAGCUAUGUUCCUCUGUGAGCUGACACUGUUGAAGUUUGACCCCUUUAUCAACUACCUACCAUCGACUGUGGCCGCUGCAUCUCUGUGCCUUGCGCGACACACCCUGGGACUACCUGCCUGGACCCACGAACUAGAGGUUUCUUCAAAUUAUUCCUUUCCUGAAAUUGUCGAGCUGGUGACUGAGCUACAAGUUCUAUUCGAAGAUGCACCACGCAUGGAGCAGCGCGCAAUCAUUGAGAAAUACCGCAGCACUGUAUACGGCAGCGUUGGUGCCAUCAGUGCUCCAGACACUGUCCCCUCUGCUAUGGCAACUGCCUAAAUUGCGCUGGACUACAUCUAUUCAGCCAACUUCUUUUUACAGAUACUAUAUCGCCUGCGUCCCUGACCAGGCUGUUAGGAAAAUACAGAUUCGAACAAAUAGACAUUAACUUCCCCUAUUGACAUCUCUCCUCUACUGUAUGGUGGCAGAAACAGACAGAUUAUCUGUGUCAACAUGUACAGCUUUAUUCCUUUAUCGAUACCAGACUUGCUAAUGACCACGUCUUGCUCUCCGGGCAUCCAAGUAUUGAGACCACUUGCAUCACGUCGACUAAUUUUUAUACUCAUUCUAUACAAUUUGUGUGCCCUGAUUUUCAUCCUACCCAGCUUGUUAGCUACCCUCCGUGUCCCUUGUUUGCCCUUUCCAAAUUGUGGAUAGACCUAAGACUAGCUACCCUCCGUGUCCCUACAUGCCUAUUCUCCUGCACCUCAAGUGUUGUAUUACUUGGAUGUCUUUGUUUCCUUCGGCCCCUUGAUUAGUAUCUAGUGCCGCUUGCAAACUGAUUAGAGUCCCGGAUUUCUCUUUCACUGAUUUUCUUCUCUCGUUUCACCAUUGUUCCUCUGCCUGAGCCCCCUUUGCACCUCCCCUAUGCAUCUAACCCUUACCAACACGCACCUUACCGUACCCUGUCUCACUCAUUUCCUCAAUGCACCAGAGAUUGUCCGUUAGAUUAUGGAGUGGAGUGAUAAAAUGCUACAUAUCUACAUGUACUUACUCUGGUUUUGGCUAUUGCUGAUCCUCCAUUUUCCGUAUCUACUUGCCCUGCUGGUCUCUCAUCUUUCAUCUAGUUUCUUGCAUGUGGUGUUUAUUCCAAGCUCUCCAUCGGAGUCCAUUCUCUUGAAAAUGAUUUUUUAAUUAAACUGCAGUUCGUGAGGAA
This is a messenger RNA of Sycon ciliatum, 2371 nucleotides long. Its product is annotated as G2/mitotic-specific cyclin-A-like. Lineage: Eukaryota; Metazoa; Porifera; Calcarea; Leucosolenida; Sycettidae. The record is from RefSeq and is a predicted model, not a curated record. Gene Ontology annotation, cellular component: cyclin A2-CDK2 complex; nucleus; cytoplasm. Gene Ontology annotation, biological process: mitotic cell cycle phase transition; regulation of cyclin-dependent protein serine/threonine kinase activity. Gene Ontology annotation, molecular function: cyclin-dependent protein serine/threonine kinase regulator activity. The transcript is spliced from 9 exons. Bases 325 to 1494 code for a protein of 389 amino acids.